Molecule: messenger RNA, 4473 nt
Organism: Emericellopsis atlantica
Lineage: Eukaryota; Fungi; Ascomycota; Sordariomycetes; Hypocreales; Bionectriaceae
Product: putative phytochrome-like histidine kinase PHY1p
Exons: 1
Coding region: 1-4473 (1490 amino acids)
Biological process (GO): phosphorelay signal transduction system; detection of visible light; regulation of DNA-templated transcription
Molecular function (GO): phosphorelay sensor kinase activity; protein binding
Source: RefSeq, a predicted model, not a curated record
AUGACCGGCCAAAGCGCUCCCAACCAGCCAUCCGCAUUCAGCAGCAACCAACGUGGUAGCGCCAACCCGACGCCUGGCCCGUUCUCCUCAUGGAGUGCAGGCUCCGAUAGGCAACUCGGCCACAUGUCUGCGGGCUCUGACAGGUCUGGAGACCGCGUGUUCCCCAUUCGCUCUGUCAUUAGCGUCGAUCCAGCUACUAGCCGAACAUCUGGUGAUGACUUUGCCGGGUCGACGUCCGACUUCGAAAAUAGGGGAAUUCCCGUGCACCGACCGGGCCACACUCGAGGUGAGACCAGCCAAGGGCUGGGGAGAGCUGACACUGGCCCUUGGUCGCCCAGGUCGCCCAGGUCGACAUCCUCAAGCAAAAACCGCCCUUUUAGCAGGAGAGCUACCGUGACAGAGCCUUCGCAAGGAACAGAGCCUCACAAAACAAGCGGCCGACAGACUGGCGGUGGCGGCUACACCGCUCCGAUUCAGCUUGACAUAGAAGCCUCCGACAAGGACAGCGAAGAAUCGGGCGCGUUAGGAGCGGUUCCAGCCGAGGUCGCUGCAGCCGAAAAAGGCACUGGCGCUUCGGAAACGUCUCAUUCCGCUUCCAUGGCCGAUAACCCUCAUGUGCACAUCCGAUUCACCCACUUGGAAACCGAGGAUGGGCAUUCGGUGAUUACAGGCCGUGAUGGAACGCUGCAGAGAUGCGAGGACGAACCAAUCCAUACGCCCGGCGCUGUUCAGGGGUUCGGCGCUCUCGUAGCCCUGCGCGAAGAGAGCGAUGGGUGCUUGGUCGUUCGUUAUGCGUCUGAAAAUUCGGAGAGGAUGUUAGGCUAUUCGCCGAGGCAGUUGUUUCGGCUAAAGAAUUUCAUGGAUAUCUUAACCGAGGAGCAACAAGACAACCUGCUCGACCACAUCGACUUUAUCCGCGACGAGGACGCCGAUCCGUCGGUCAACGGGCCCGAAGUUUUCAGCCUUUCUAUCCGUCCUCCAAAGAAGCGAAGCACCAAACUAUGGUGUGCUAUUCACAUCAAUCCUGCACAUCCCGACCUCGUCAUUUGUGAGUUCGAGCUCGACGAUGACCAUAUCAACCCUUUGCGGCCGCCCGACGAAGCGACGCCCGAUGAGCCCCACGACUCAUUACGGGCUAAUCCGAGCACGGAGGAGAUGGAGCAGAGCACAGAGAUCCUCAGCAAGCCGUUGAGGAUCCUGCGCAGUGCUCGUAAGAGGCGAGGAGAACAGGGUGCCAUGCAGGUUUUUGACAUCAUGUCACAAGUGCAGGAGCAACUUUCUUCUGCCCAUAGUUUGGAGACAUUCCUCAAAAUUCUAGUUGGAAUUGUCAAAGAACUCACUGGGUUUCAUCGCGUCAUGAUCUACCAGUUUGACUCGGCCCAGAAUGGAAAAGUGGUCACUGAGCUGGUGGAUCCAGCCGCGACCAAGGACCUCUACUAUGGGCUCAACUUUCCCGCAUCCGACAUCCCGCGGCAAGCUCGAGACCUAUACAAAAUCAACAAGGUCCGACUCCUAUAUGAUCGAGCUCAGGAAACAGCUCGCAUAGUAUGUCGAACUCAGGAGGAUCUCGAGACGCCCUUGGACAUGAGCCACGCGUAUCUUCGCGCUAUGUCGCCCAUACACCUGAAGUAUCUUGGUAACAUGGGUGUCCGAUCCUCCAUGUCGAUAUCGAUCAAUGCUUUUAAUGAAUUGUGGGGACUGAUUGCAUGCCAUUCAUAUGGCGACAGCGGUAUGCGCGUGUCAUUUCCUAUCCGGAAAAUGUGUCGUCUCGUGGGCGAUACGGCGUCUCGCAACAUUGAGCGGUUGUCGUACGCUUCAAGACUCCAGGCACGGAAGCUCAUCAACACAGCUCCUACCGACAAAAAUCCAUCAGGCUACAUUAUAGCGUCGUCCGACGACCUUCUGCGACUCUUUGACGCCGACUUUGGCUUGCUAUCCAUUAGGGGGGAGACGAAGAUUAUGGGCGAAAUUGAGCAAAGCCAAGAAGCACUGGCCUUGUUGGAAUAUCUCCGCAUGCGUCAGCUUACUUCCGUGCUUGCCUCCCAGGAUAUCCGGCAAGACUUCCCCGACCUGCGGUACCCCCCAGGAUUUCAGGUUGUUGCAGGCCUUCUUUACGUGCCAUUGAGUGUUGGUGGCCAUGACUUCAUUGUGUUUUUCCGGAGAGGCCAGAUCAAGGAGGUCAAAUGGGCUGGAAACCCGUACGAGAAGGUCAUCCGCGGCGGCACGGCGGGCUACCUGGAGCCUCGAUCGAGUUUUAAGACAUGGUCGGAGACGGUCGUGGGCAAAUGCCGAGAGUGGAAUGAAGAACAGGUGGAGACAGCAGCCGUGCUCUGCUUGGUCUACGGCAAGUUUAUCGAGGUCUGGCGUCAGAAGGAGGCUGCCUUACAAAACAGUAAGCUCACCCGCCUGCUGCUCGCGAAUUCGGCCCACGAGGUGCGCACACCGUUGAACGCGAUCAUCAACUAUCUUGAGAUUGCGCUGGAAGGCUCUCUCGACAGCGAAACGCGGGAUAACUUGGCCAGAUCACACUCUGCGUCUAAGUCCCUGAUCUACGUAAUCAACGAUCUUUUGGAUCUUACCAAGACCGAGGAGGGGCAAAGUCUCGUGAAAGAUGAGGUCUUCGACCUGUCAAACUGCAUCAAGGAAGCGACCGAACCGUUUCAAAGCGACACGCGACGAAAGAACCUCGAGUACGACGUGGUAGAGCAUCCUGGGCUUCCGCGUUUUGUUCACGGAGAUGGACGCCGGGUGCGCCAAGCCCUCUCUAACAUCUGUGCCAAUGCUGUUGCGCACACCAGUGAAGGACACGUCCGGGUUGAUGUGUUUGUUUCCGAGAUGCGUGACGACAAGGUCGCUGUUGUCGACUUUGCCGUCUCCGACUCUGGCGAGGGCAUGUCCACCACACAAUUGGACGCCUUGUUCCGCGAUUUAGAGCAAGUCAGCACAGAGGAGCCAGACUCUCAGGUCUUGACUGAAGGCAGCAAAGCAAGUCAGGGCCGUACAUUGGGUCUCGGCCUUGCCGUCGUUGCACGCAUGGUGCGCAACAUGGACGGACAGCUCCGGCUCAAGUCAGAUGAGGGCCAGGGCUCGCGCUUCGUCGUACAACUACCCUUUCAGCUUCCCGACGAAACACCCGCGGUGGGUAGCGAGGGCGUUCAGGAGGACGACGGUACAAACACAAAUGAACCAUCGCUCAAACCAACUCUGGCGUCAACCGCGCCUGCAUCGGUCACUGCGGCUCCAGAAGGCGAGAUCACACUGGUGGACAAUGCUAGUUCCAUGCACAUCGGCGCCGAUUCCGCUCGGGACAUCAGUUCCAUGAGCAAGAGGAAGAGUGCCAGUCUUAAUAGCCAACAUAGCUUUGAGAGUGGGCACACCCAGGGUAGCAACAAGAGCGAUGCCGACCGUUUGAUCGAUGCCCUCCAAACACCACUAUCCCUCGAGGACCGAGAGCCCACGUAUCCCGUGUCGCGCACCAAGUCCCGUGGUAGUUCCAGGGAAUCUCGAUCAAGAAAUUCGCUCAACGCCGCGAUGGCAGGCGGGUCCGGAAGUCCACAGGCACAGAAACGGAGGCUAUCUUCGCCGACACAACCCCGCUCCGAGCCAGGCACAGCACAAGUGCGCGACAGCAAGAUGCCGGUCCGCCCCGUGAAGAUUCCUGACGACUACCAAGAUGUGCCACCUCGUCCACAGGCGGGAGACAACUCUGGUGUCCUGUUCGAGAUCCCCAGCGAACAAACGGCGCCUUCCAAUACCAACACCGAGAGCGUCACCAGUGUUACAACUGUCGAUGGACAGCAAGAAUUGCGAGUACUCAUCGCCGAAGACGAUCCGAUCAAUAUGAAGAUUAUGCGCAAGCGCUUGGAGAGAACAGGUCACGACGUCUUCCAUGCAGUCAAUGGGCAAGAUUGCGCUGCAGUAUACAAGGAGCGCUCCAGCGAUUUCGAUGCUGUGUUGAUGGACAUGCAGAUGCCUAUCGUGGAUGGGCUGACGAGCACCCAGAUGAUCCGCGCUUGUGAGAAGUCGCCCGAACACCCCGGCCAUUCUCAGCUUGCAUCAUACAAUGGGCGUAUACCUAUCUUUGCAGUGUCUGCGUCUUUGAUCGAGGCCGACAAGCAGACGUAUAUCAAUGCCGGGUUCGAUGGCUGGAUCUUGAAGCCUAUCGAUUUCAAGCGACUCAACACGCUGCUGACAGGGAUAUGCAACGACGAGGUUCGCAAGUCGUGUCUGUACGAGCCCGGCGAGUGGGAGCGUGGUGGAUGGUUUUGCGAACGAGGCGUGGAUGCUUCGUCGGCGGAAGAGACCACACCAACCGGCAAGACGGAGAACAAGGAUGGUCUCGCCAUUGCAGGGCAUGAGCAGGCUGAGGCAGAGGCUGAGGCAGAGGCUGAGGCAGAGGCUGAGGCCACGGACAAGCCGGCUGUUGAAGAGGCAUCGAAUGGCGCUGGUGAAGGUCCCGAGACGACGACUUGA